AUGGAUCAUAUUCCUGCCAGUGAUAAAAGAUUAGAACAAGUUCGGCAAAUGCAAAAAGAAGAUUGGUUAUGCCAACAAGUAAGAAAAUUUACAGAUGAUGGUUGGCCAGAGAAAAGAAAUCUGCAUGGAGAAUUGAAGAAGUUUGCUGCAUUGUCUUUGGAGAUAACGGUGCAAAGAGAUAUAUUGGUAAGAGGACCACGAUUGAUAAUUCCCGACAAACUAAGAAGAGAAAUGAUUGAGAGAAUUCAUGAAGGACAUCAAGGCAUUGUAAAGUGUAGAGAAAGAGCUAAAGCUGCGAUAUGGUGGCCAGGUAUGAGUAAGGAGCUAAAGGAGUAUGUUUUUUCCUGUCCUGUAUGUUGGAGAGAAAGACGUAAUCACAUAAAGCCAUUAAUUACAACACCUUUACCUUUAUUGCCUUGGCAAAAGAUUGGAACAGAUCUUUUUGAAUUCAAAGGAUCGCACUAUCUUCUUGUAAUAGACUAUUUCUCUCUUUACAUAGAAGUUGUUGAAGUUCGAAGCAUGACGUCAGUUCAUAUCAUCAAUCAAUUAAAAGCUAUAUUCUCUAGACAUGGCGUUCCAGAAUGUGUGGUUUCGGAUAAUGGGACACAGUAUACAUCUGAAGAAUUUAAUAUAUUUGCAAACGAGUAUGGAUUUAAUCACGUUACGUCAAGUCCAAAGUAUCCAAAAGCCAAUGGAGAAGCCGAAAGAGCGGUGAAAACAGUGAAGACGUUAUUACAGAAAGCCAAGGAUCCAUAUCUUGCAUUACUGUCAUAUAGAACAACACCGUUAAGCAAUGGAUUUAGUCCUUCUCAAUUGUUGAUGUCAAGAAGGCUAAGGUCCAAUUUACCUAUGUCAGUGGAGCAAAGAAAACCUGAAGUUCCCAACAUGCAACUUUUGAGGAAGAGAGAAGUAGAUCAGAAGAGAAAGAAGAAAGUCACCUAUGACAAACGUCAUAAAGUGCAACAUCUUCCUUUAUUAAAAGCGGGAGAUUCAGUAUGGAUUUCUGACAAAACAACAACGGGUACUGUUCUAAGAGAAACGUAUCCAAGAUCGUAUCUUGUUUCUACUCCGAAAGGAAUUCUUCGUAGAAAUAGGAAUCAUAUCCGAAUUGAAAGUGAAGAAGAGAGAAAAAUGGAAGGAAGUGAAGAAAGAAUUGAGAGAAGAUCAGAGCCAGAGAGAGAACAAAGGACGAACUUAGAGUCAAAUGUGAGAGAGGAAGAUCAUCAACCAUGUCAUCAAUAUGUUGGUAAUCAAGGUAAAACGAGUCAGAAUACUUCUGAGAUGCAAAGAAAGGAGAGAGAAAAUACAUUGGAGACUCAGAGAGAUCUGGUGGCGACUGAAGAUGAUAAAGACGAUCAUAGAACGAUUAGAACUCGGUCUGGGAGACAAGUUAGGAAACCAAACAUGUUGGAUCUUUGA
This is a messenger RNA of Corticium candelabrum, 1419 nucleotides long. RefSeq lists its product as uncharacterized. Lineage: Eukaryota; Metazoa; Porifera; Homoscleromorpha; Homosclerophorida; Plakinidae. Gene Ontology annotation, biological process: DNA integration. Bases 1 to 1419 code for a protein of 472 amino acids. The transcript has a single exon. The record is from RefSeq and is a predicted model, not a curated record. Gene Ontology annotation, molecular function: nucleic acid binding.